Saccostrea cuccullata (small rock oyster) is the source of this 1063-nucleotide messenger RNA. Its product is annotated as dehydrogenase/reductase SDR family member 4-like. NCBI's taxonomy places the organism in Eukaryota, Metazoa, Mollusca, Bivalvia, Ostreida, Ostreidae. The record is from RefSeq and is a predicted model, not a curated record. Gene Ontology annotation, molecular function: carbonyl reductase (NADPH) activity. The transcript has 9 exons. The coding region runs from base 1 to 858 and encodes 285 amino acids.
AUGUCACAAACGAGGAUGAUAUUUCGUCUGAUCUCUCAGCUACCUUUGCAGCAGGUGGGACAGUCAGUAAGGAUGAUGAGUUCUUCUUCUUCGACAAAGCAACUGGCAGGAAAAGUAGCCAUAAUUACGGCCUCCACAGAUGGAAUUGGGUACUCCAUAGCAGAGAGACUUGGACAAGAUGGAGCUAAAGUGAUGAUCAGCAGCAGAAAACAGAAGAACGUAGACAGCAGCCUUCAGAAACUGAAAUCCCUCGGGAUCGAGGCCUCAGGAUUGGUGUGUCAUGUAGCAAAGCGAGAGGACAGAGCAAAAAUGAUACAGAAGACAUUGGAUGAUUUUGGAGGUAUUGACAUAUUUGUUUCCAAUGCUGCUGCAAAUCCACAUUUUGGUCCACUACUGUCAUGCUCUGAAGAAGCCUGGGAUAAGAUUUUUGAAACUAAUGUAAAGGCUACGUUUCUGUUAUGUAAGGAAAUAAUACCUCAUAUGGAAAAGCGUGGAGGGGGAUCCAUUGUGAUUGUUAGUUCUAUAGGAGGAUAUCAACCAUCACCCGUUAUUGGUGCUUAUUCAGUCAGCAAGACAGCCUUACUUGGACUGACAAAGGCAUUGGUUCAUGAGUGUUCAACGAGGAAUAUUAGGGUCAAUGGAAUCGCCCCUGGUGUUAUCAAAACCAGAUUCAGUGAACAGUUGUGGAAGGAUGAGGAAAGCCCUGUCAGUCAAAUGGCCAAAAAUAUGACACCAAUGAAAAGAUUUGGAGAGCCAAAAGAGUGUGCUGGGACGGUGUCUUUUCUGGUAUCAGAUGAUGCUUCCUACAUUACCGGAGAAACCAUUCUAGUAACGGGGGGUGUGGAUGCUAGGCUCUAGUGGGUGUAUCUACCACAUCAUGUGACCAAUCAGAGAGAGAGGCUAUGAUUUUGGGUGUGGAUGCUGGACUGUAGUGGGCGUGUCUACCACAUCAUGUGACCAAUCAGAGAGAGAGAGAGGCUAUGUGUAUGCCUUUAUAAGACAUUUUAUGCUAUAAUCUGUGAUAUCAAUGCAUUAUUUGUAAUCAUCUCAUACUGAGUGGAUG